AUUUUCCCGUUUGAGUCCGCCUUCUCACUAGAGCUCGCGAUUUAAUACCCUGGCGUAUCUUUUGAGAUUGGAAUGCAUUUCUUAAAGUCUUACUACAAAUUAGAUUUUAAUUUUGGAGACUCGACUGCAUCGCCAUUUGUCAUGUAUGAGCGGUUUUGAUAAAGGUGUUGUUAUUUUAAGGAUGGUGUUAGUGAGAAGAGUGGUGUGAAAGAAUGGACGUCUUGAGAGGGAAAUGGAAGGAAAAAUGCAUUCUGAACGUUUGCGCUCUGCUCAUAUUGUGCUGGUCAGUAGACCCCUCCCCCUCAGCACCACCACUUCCUACGACCCAGGAGUUUCAAUGCCCUGAGGGGAGUCAUUACCACACUGUUAACAGGACAUGCUGUCGAAAGUGCCAUGAAGGGUUUAAGCUGAAGGAGCACUGCACUAAGAACGGCGACAAUAGCUUAUGUGUCCACUGUGAAGAGGGCAGGACGUACCGAGAGAAGAGUAACUAUGCCAAGAACUGCCUCCGUUGUACACUCUGUGUUGACAAUGAGGAAGUGUUUUCACCAUGCAAGAAGAGUAAGAACACAGUGUGUCGCUGCAAAAAAGGCUUCUACCAAAACAGAAUAAACUCGGGAACACGGGAGUGCCUCCCUUGCAAGACAUGUGGACCUGGAGAGAGAGAAACGCAACUAUGUAAGGAAGAGAGUGACACCGUGUGUGAAUGUAAGGACUUCUACUUCCGAGACAAGAAAAGCAACAAGACCUGUCUUUCAUGCACAAUUUGUGAGCUGACUGCUGACUGCCAGCAGGAGUGUUCUUCAGGCACACAUCCCACUGUCGAUGGCAAAUCUGAAGAUACUAGAUGGGGUGUUUGGUAUCCCUAUCUGUUGGCUGCGUUCGUCUGUGUUUGUGUGUUAUUACUGGUGUUUGUGGGGAUCAUUGGCGUACUAGUGGUCCGACGGAAGCCCAAGGGGUCUAACUCCUUUCCCUCUGCUGAGAUCACCUCUCAGGUUUCUGAGACGUCUACUCGGAGGCUGAUCCAAGAGGACCCAGAGAAUGUUCUCAACCAGUGUAUCCCUUCAUGUAGCCCAGUGUGUGAGAGUGAACAGGAGCCCCUCAGCAAGCUACCGGACUGUGUCCCCAAGGAGAUCAAGAUCUCUGAGUUGAUCUACUCGGUGUUGGACCAAGUCCCCCCGUACCAUAUGAAGGAGCUGGUGCGUUCGCUGGGUGUGAGUGACAUCGUUAUAGAGAGGGCUGAGAAUGACCACCUCCGUGACACUAAGGAAGCCCAGUACCAGAUGCUGAGGGUCUGGGCUAAGGGAAGUGCUCAGGGAGGGGGAGGGGUGCUAGCGCGCCCUCUACUGUACCACCUGCUGGAUAAGCUGAGAGAUAUGGACCUGAGAGGGACUGCAGAGGAGCUGGAGACCAAGUAUGGAGAUCAGUAGAGGGAGAGAGAUGCAGACUGUAUAGACCAUGUAUGGAGAUCAGUAGAGGGAGAGAGAUGCAGACUGUAUAGACCAUGUAUGGAGAUCAGUAGAGGGAGAGAGAUGCAGACUGUAUAGACCAUGUAUGGAGAUCAGUAGAGGGAGAGAGAUGCAGACUGUAUAGACCAAGUAGGGGACCCAGGUUUCUCUUCUCUAUGUCGAAUCAAAAGAGAAACCGAGAGGGACCAAUACUAUUCAUCAUAUGUAUAGGAUAAUUAGGGGAGGGAGAGAGAGAUAGGGGAGGUGCUAAUGGGGAGAGAGAGAAGAUCAGCCACAUCCCUUUGUCCCUGACCUUACUUGUGUAGACCUGAGAGAAUAGGAUUGGUACAGUGUAAGCAAUAUGGUAGGAGUUCCACCUGGUCCAGAUCUGAUAGACCAGGUGGAAGUGUUGACAUGCUUUCACAAUAUGUCAUAAUGUAUUAUAUAACCUUUUGGCAAUGAGGCUGAUUAUUGAUUACCAACCGUACUGUUCUUGUAUGUUUUUCAAAUAUAUACAUAUAUAUAUUCUUUGCACAUUCGAACCAAUGAGGAAUCGUAUGUUUAUAAAAAUCAGUUUUAGACAGUGCUGUUUGUAAAACAGGCAAACUUGUAAUGUGUCACACACAGGUAUGAGAUCCACACUAACAAUUGAGUAAAAAACGCUGUGUUUAGGGUAAUACAGAUUUAACACCCAUCUAUAGUAUUACAGUUGUAUAUUACUGAGUAUUAUGUGGCGAUAGGUAGCCAGUAACUGAAAGGUUGCUGGUUCGAAUCCCUGAGCUGAUAAGGUGAAAUAAACUGGUCUGUGCCAUUGAGCAAGGCACUUAACCAUACUUGCUCCUGUAAAUCGCUCUGGAUAAGGAUGGCUAAAAUGUAAAUGUCAAAUGUAUUAUUUACUGGUGUUGCAGUAGUACUCAAGCUAAUAUUUAGAUAGGGAAGAUUAAAGCUAUACAGGUUCCUGUCUCUAUCUUGCAUUAAUCAACCACAAACAUAUCAAAAAUAUAUUAGCAUUAUAUGUCAUAUUUGAAGUCUUUGAAGUGGUUUUUAUAUGGUUAUUAAUGCUGCUUCAGUAGGAUGUUGUAUAUUUGAAUGGUUCUUUGAUAAGUUGUUGCUUGGACGUGAAGAUCAAACUAUUGUAAUUUUUUUUUUUUUUUACUACUGUCUUGAUGUGUUUUACAAAAUAAGUUAGGGAUGUAUCAAUCUGUCAUAUUUCUUUACUAUUCAGUGUGCAGUGCAUUCCUCCUCGAACAAUCACACCCAUCCAGGUUGUCUCUGUGCCGUGGUUUUGGAUCACCACAAGUGAUUGAUUCUUAUAUCUGUACAGUAAUAGUUGUGUCAGUACUGUUAGGGCACAGGCAGGUCUUCUGUAGGUGUUAUCCCUGAGUUAUUGACAUUCCUUAAAGCCUCAUCAUCAUGCCGCCAUUAUUCAGGAUCACUUAGUCAGAGGACACACCUGUCACUCUGCAGGGCUGACUGUUCUUUGGGAGACUUAACAUGGAAACUAGGGAUGGGUCGAUGGAUAGAUGGCACUCAAGUUUCUAGUUUUUAAUGUCAGGUGCACAAGUACAGUGAAAUGCCAUGUAUUGGAUUGUAUAAUAUUUUACAGCACUUUUUAACAUUGAAUUGUUACAGGUGAUUUUACUAAAGACAAACUAGUUUUAUUCUCAAAUCACAUACAGUAUAUGCAGACAUUGAUUUGUUUUGAUUAAGGUGGGGGAGGCGCUCAACAAAGUUGAUCAAUUGUAUAUAUUUUUUAAAUAAAGAAUCUCUUGUAAAAGUGA
Oncorhynchus masou masou (cherry salmon) is the source of this 3229-nucleotide messenger RNA. Its product is annotated as tumor necrosis factor receptor superfamily member 1A-like. Gene Ontology annotation, molecular function: tumor necrosis factor binding; tumor necrosis factor receptor activity. The transcript is spliced from 10 exons. The record is from RefSeq and is a predicted model, not a curated record. The coding region runs from base 213 to 1430 and encodes 405 amino acids. Gene Ontology annotation, biological process: inflammatory response; signal transduction. NCBI's taxonomy places the organism in Eukaryota, Metazoa, Chordata, Actinopteri, Salmoniformes, Salmonidae. Gene Ontology annotation, cellular component: signaling receptor complex; membrane raft.